AACUAUAGUUGACGUCUUUGGAAACAUAUUGUUUUUUCUAUAAACAAACGUACCAAGGCAUCAAUGUACUCAACAACUCCAGAAGUUUUAAACACUAACUUUAAGUGUUCCACGGGAAAGUUUUGAGGAUUCUGUAAAAUAUAUGGAAAUUGCUGUAAUUUUGGAAUUCCGAUUACUAUAACCUUUUGAAAGUAGUGGUUAUUAAGAAAAGAAAAAAAUACUAUUAAUUAAUAAAUAAAAUUACUACGAAUGGCUCCAUGAUCUUGUAUGAUGCAUUUUCCGUCAUAAACACCACUAAUCGUUGCUAAACAGCGCUAAUUACAAUACUGAAAUAAUUACAGUACGACUGAAACCAACUGAAACACGCGGUAAAUGCGAUCGUCUUCUGAGUGACUAAUCAAAGCUUAUGAAACAAAGGAGUCAGGAAAGAUUCAAAGUUUUGUGUAUUUUCGUGAAUCACACAUAUGGUAUUAUGAGGUUAAUAUAUUACAACCAUAACAAAAAAAUUUCUGUGAUUGUUUGACAACUUUCGACCGCGAUAAAUCUUUGGAGGUUAUGUUGUCAAAUUUUUUGAAUUGUCAAACUAAAUUCUUGAAUUGUCUUUGAUUGAAUUGUCAGCUAAAUUCGCGACAAGUUACUUCUAAAUUUGAUUGAUUAGACAUAUUUUCUUCUAUAAUGUCUGCGAAUACCAAAUGUUUUGUGAGACCGAAAGUUAGGUUUUGUCAAACCGACGUUGAUAAAUCAAAAGAAUUAAAAAAUUCAGUGGAUGGAAGCAAUUCUAAUCGCUUGAAUAAGCCAAAAAUUAGAAAUAUAGUAACUUUAGAUAAGCCUGUCAUUGUAUUAAAAUCGAAUCAAGCAUUCAAUGAUGUUGAUACUAAAGAAACAAAGUCUGUAAACUGUACCCAAAAGACUGAAUUUUUAGGAUGCGAUGAUGAGAUUCCUUUUUGCGCUCAUACCUCUGGUAAAACUGAAAAUCAGAGACCUUUAAAUGAUGCAGAUAAUUCUGUGAAUACUAAAGUAUGCUUUGAAGAAAAUGGCAAACUCAAAAAGACCAAUACAUCACUGGCUACUUUGCAAGAAAAAGAAUCAAACAAAAUAUUGAAAUCGCAGAACUCAGUUAAGACUGAUAUUAAAAAAAUGGACUAUACUACAGAUAAGAAAGGCAAGGAAAAUAAUGCACUCUUUACUAAAAAGGGUACCAACAAUACCAUUAAAAAUAGUUUACACAUAAAAGUAGCACAAUGCAAAAUUAAACCCUGCCCAAGUAAUGGUAAUAAAAAAGUAAAUUCAGCUAAGCCAUCCAGAGUCUCACUGACCUCUGAUAAAGUAAAGCCUGUUGUGAAUGUUAUGCCAUGUUAUAAGUACAAUACAACUGCAUCAAAAAUUAAAGCUUUCCCAGUGAAGAAAACUAUGGUGCGGGACAUAGUUGGUCCCAAAAUAAAACCUUAUGUUGGUCCAGGAGUACCACGUAAAAAUCAAGACAUUCUGAGGAUCGCGAAGAUUAAGGACAUAGCUCACAUAAAACCAUGUACUUCUGGUGAAAAGCUGGCAAGACCAGAAUACAAUUCUGUCAUGUGUACAAUUAAUAAAUUGAAUGAAACAAAGAAACAGAAAGUUGUAGUUGACUUGGAGCAUUUGCCCCCUAUUUAUAAAAAUUUAAUAAAUGGGAAGAUUUCUAGUGCCUUGGACUUCCCUCUGGAUGAAGCCAUUUACAAAAACUUGGUGAAUUUGUCUGUAGAUGAAAAACAACUACCAAGUAGACUAACACGUAGUAAAGAUCCAGAGCCUCGUCAACGAGACGUUGUACCGAUACUUUCCGAUUUCUUCUUGCCAGAACCCACCGAAGAGUACUGUACUCCUGUCUCUAUUAAACCAAUAGGUCCAGAAGCAGUAGACAGUUGGAGUGCUUUUAGAAUAAAUGACAAAAUAUUCGAAUGGAAGCACAGCUUGGAUCACUUAUAAUGUAGUAAUCCCUUUUUAUAUAUAAUUUAUUUAUUAAUUGAUAUUUGGAAAAAACUUACUUUGGAAGAUGUAUUCUUUCAUAAAAUGUGACAUAUCUUUUAUACUAAUCAAGAAUGGACAAAUUACUUUAAGGACACGUUUUGUGAAUAUAUGUAGAGAUAGAAUUUUAAAAUAUGACGUAAGGCAAUAUAUACAAUAAAUCAUUUAAUGUACAA
Megalopta genalis is the source of this 2177-nucleotide messenger RNA. RefSeq lists its product as uncharacterized. The record is from RefSeq and is a predicted model, not a curated record. Lineage: Eukaryota; Metazoa; Arthropoda; Insecta; Hymenoptera; Halictidae.